This is a messenger RNA of Staurois parvus, 591 nucleotides long. Lineage: Eukaryota; Metazoa; Chordata; Amphibia; Anura; Ranidae. The record is from the annotation of a GenBank genome assembly.
AUGGCGGAUCUCCUGAAACAGGCACAGUUGCAGCAGAAGAGUGUUAAAAUUGCUCCGGGAGCAGUUGUGUGUGUGGAAAGUGAAAUUAAGGGGGACGUGACAAUAGGUCCAAGAACUGUGGUUCAUCCCAAAGCGCGGAUAUAUGCUGAAGCAGGACCAAUUAUUAUUGGCGAAGGCAAUCUAAUAGAAGAGCAGGCUUUUAUACGAAAUGGUUAUCCUGAAAAUAUUGCACCUGACUCAGAAGACGUGGAGCCUAAACCCAUGGUCAUCGGGACCAACAAUGUGUUUGAAGUUGGAUGCUAUUCUCAUGCAAUGAAGAUUGGAGACAACAAUGUAAUUGAAUCAAAAGCAUUUGUUGGCAGGAACGUAAUUCUGACCAGUGGUUGCAUCAUUGGUGCGUGCUGUCAGGUGGACACUUGUGAGGUUAUUCCGGAGAACACGGUCAUAUAUGGAUCUGACUGUCUACGCAGAGUACAAACUGAGCGUCCACAGCCACAAACUCUUCAGCUGGACUUCCUGAUGAAGAUUCUACCAAACUAUCACCAUCUUAAGAAGACCACAAAGAUCAGUUCAACUCCAAUGAAAAACUGA